AUGUCCGAUUCCUCCACGCCCCCUUCUCCUGGGAUCAUUCACGAGUUCCCACGGAACCGAAUUGAGCGACAUCAGAAUGGAGACCCCAUGCACACUCCUCCACCUACUCUGUACAUCCCACCGCAGUUUCUCCCUGGGGGAAGGAGAUCGCUGGCAGGGGUGGCCAGCCGGGCCUUUGGGCUCGGGAUCGCCCUGGGCUUCUCCGUGCUACUGACUCUGGAGCUUGCAUACUGGGGCUACGGGUUAUGGCGGGCACCAUGUUUUGUCGCGACGCUGGCACUGUUUCAUUAUCUGGAAUUCGACAUGACGGCGCGCUACAAUCCGCCGGACGCGUCCAUUUCCUCGUUUCUGCUCUUGUCCAACGGUGUGGCCUACGCAGCCGCCCACACAGCGGCCAUUCUUGAAUUACUGAUCCGACAUUGGCUGCAUUCCGACUACAAGCCACAAUGGUUGAUAUUGCCUUUCCACAUUCCAGCAUUCCUGCCGGUGCCUGAAUUGCCAUCGCAUGUGACCGUUGGAGCUGGGCUGUUCUUCAUCGUCCUGGGCCAGCUGGUCAGAAGUGCUGCCAUGAGGAAGGCGAGGACAAGUUUCAACCAUGUCGUGCAGUGGACUAAGAGGGCAGACCAUACCCUGGUGACGGACGGGGUCUACGCCUUCUCAAGGCAUCCCUCGUAUUUCGGCUUUUUCUGGUGGGGGAUAGGGACGCAGAUCUUGCUGGAGAAUCGGAUCUGCUUCGUGGCGUACACGGUGGUGUUGUGGAAGUUCUUCAAUCACCGGAUCAUGCACGAGGAAAAGCAUCUGGUCUCUUUCUUUGGCCAGGAUUACCUCGACUACCGCAAACGUACGCCGGUGCGAAUACCUUUUAUCCGUUGA
This is a messenger RNA of Capronia coronata CBS 617.96, 873 nucleotides long. RefSeq lists its product as uncharacterized. Lineage: Eukaryota; Fungi; Ascomycota; Eurotiomycetes; Chaetothyriales; Herpotrichiellaceae. Bases 1 to 873 code for a protein of 290 amino acids. Gene Ontology annotation, biological process: C-terminal protein methylation. The transcript is spliced from 2 exons. Gene Ontology annotation, cellular component: membrane; endoplasmic reticulum. The record is from RefSeq and is a predicted model, not a curated record. Gene Ontology annotation, molecular function: protein C-terminal S-isoprenylcysteine carboxyl O-methyltransferase activity.